Molecule: messenger RNA, 624 nt
Organism: Ochotona curzoniae (black-lipped pika)
Lineage: Eukaryota; Metazoa; Chordata; Mammalia; Lagomorpha; Ochotonidae
Product: keratin-associated protein 4-2-like
Exons: 2
Coding region: 1-624 (207 amino acids)
Cellular component (GO): keratin filament
Source: RefSeq, a predicted model, not a curated record
AUGGUCAACUCCUGUUGUGGUUCUGUGUGCUCUGAGCAGGGCUGCAUCUCCAGCUGCUGCAGGCCCCAGUGCUGCCAGCCUUCAUGUUGUAGACCCACCUGCUGUCAUCCCAGCUGCUGCAUCUCCAGCUGCUGCCCUAGCCCCUGCUGCAGACCGCAAUGUUGCCAGUCUGUGUGCUGCCAGCCCACUUGUUGCCGCCCCAGCUGCUGCAUCUCCAGUUGCUGCCAGCCCACUUGUUGCCGCCCUAGUUGCUGCAGGCCCCAAUGCUGCCAGCCCACUUGCUGCAGAACUCAAUGCUGCCGCCCCAGCUGCUGCAUCUCUAGCUGCUGCCGCCCUACCUGUUGUGUGUCCAGUUGUUGUCAGCCCCAGUGCUGCCAGCCCAGUUGCUGCAGACCCACCUGCUGCAUCUCCAGCUGCUGCAAGCCCACUUGUUGCCAGUCCACUUGUUGCAGACCCACCUGCUGCCAGCCCACUUGCUGCAGACCCACCUGCUGCCCUAGCUCUACUUGCUGCCAGCCCACUUGCUGUCUCCAGACCACCUGCUGCAGAACCCAGUGCUGCCGCCCCAGCUGCACUGUGUCCACCUGCUGCUGCCCUAGCUGCUCCAGUGCUUCUUGUUGCUAA